This is a messenger RNA of Sphaeramia orbicularis (orbiculate cardinalfish), 3515 nucleotides long. Its product is annotated as nuclear factor of activated T-cells, cytoplasmic 1-like. The record is from RefSeq and is a predicted model, not a curated record. Gene Ontology annotation, cellular component: transcription regulator complex. Gene Ontology annotation, molecular function: transcription factor binding; DNA-binding transcription factor activity, RNA polymerase II-specific; RNA polymerase II cis-regulatory region sequence-specific DNA binding. The coding region runs from base 96 to 2708 and encodes 870 amino acids. Lineage: Eukaryota; Metazoa; Chordata; Actinopteri; Kurtiformes; Apogonidae. The transcript is spliced from 10 exons. Gene Ontology annotation, biological process: cytokine production; calcineurin-NFAT signaling cascade; regulation of transcription by RNA polymerase II.
UCUGGAUAUUACCGCUAUAUGGAUAAGUCAUUCUCUCCAUUUGCAUCUGUGCUGUAGAGUUUGAUUCACACGUUGCUUUUGGAUCGACGAGGAAAAUGAAAUCAGCUGAAGAGGAUGCAUAUGGCUACACGCCAAAUGUCAGUCUCUCCCUCCCACUGGGCAAUUCUUGUCUUCCCUCCCAGUACCACAGCCUUCAGUCCAGCCCCACUAUAUCUGUCUCUGUCACCGAGCCCCACAGCUAUGACACCCAAGACGACAUGAGAGCGACUGGCUAUUACUCAUCUGCAAACGUCCGCCCAAAUGGAGCCCCGACCCUGGAGAGCCCUCGUAUAGAGAUCACAGCCUACGGUCAGUUUCCAGAGGAUGAGGUGGAGGAGAGUAACCUUCCCGUUGCCAAGCGAGUCAACUCCAUCGUGACCCUCACCCUCCCCAGCGCAGAGGGAUACCGUGACCCCAGCUGCCUGAGUCCGGCCAGCAGCAUCUCUUCUCGCAGCUGCCAUUCCGAAGCUUCCUCCUACGAGUCGAACUACUCCUACAACUACGACAACUCGCCUCAGAACUCCCCCUGGCAGUCUCCCUCCGUCUCCCCCAAAGGCUCCACACUUGUUCUUCCAGGUGAAAGUUGCGCCCCUGGUGGCUCCCCCCGCCACUCCCCUUGCACUUCCCCUCGUACAAGUGUGACGGAUGACAGCUGGAUGGGUCAGCGAGGAUCAAGACCGAAUUCCCCUUGUGGAGCCAAGAGGAAGUACAGCUUCAAUGGCAGCGGGGCGCCACAUAAGCACUACCCCUACUCUCCAAACCACUCCCCUGGACUGUCCCCGCAGACCUCCCCUCGCCUCAGCAUCACAGAGGAGAGCUGGCUGCCAAAUACCAACCAAUACACCAACUCAGCUAUUCUGGCAGCCAUCAAUGCCUUGACCACAGAUGGGGUGGUAGACCUCGGAGAAGGAAUCCCAAUGAAAGCCCGAAAAACGAGUGUGGAACACAGCCCCACAGUCAGCCUGAAGUUGGAGCCCGGAGGUGAAGAACUGAACCCAGGGGAGCUCUGUCAAGAUGAACACUCCUCCAACCGCCUGCCCUUAAAGAAAGAGGGCUACUGUGGAGGGUUUCUGGAUGUUCCCCAGCACCCGUACUCCUGGUCCAAACCAAAGCAGUAUGUCAGCCCAUCCCUUCCAGCCCUUGACUGGCAGCUGCCAUCCAGCUCCGGACCGUACAGCCUGCAGAUCGAGGUGCAGCCCAAGUCCCACCACCGAGCCCACUAUGAGACAGAGGGCAGCCGUGGAGCGGUGAAGGCCCUGGCAGGAGGACAUCCAGUGGUUCAGCUCCACGGUUACAUGGAGAGCGAACCCCUGACCCUGCAGCUGUUCAUCGGUACAGCUGACGACAGGUUGCUCAGGCCUCACGCUUUCUACCAGGUCCAUCGCAUCACCGGGAAGACGGUGUCCACCCCAAGCCACGAGGCCCUGCACAACAACACCAAAGUACUGGAGAUCCCACUGCUGCCGGAGAACAACAUGAGGGCCAUAAUUGACUGCGCAGGGAUCUUGAAGCUGCGUAAUUCGGAUAUCGAACUGCGAAAGGGUGAGACCGACAUCGGACGGAAGAAUACACGUGUUCGGAUGGUUUUUAGAGUCCACAUCAACCAGGCCACGGGGAGGACGGUGUCCCUGCAGGUCGCAUCCAACCCCAUCGAGUGCUCUCAGAGAUCGGCCCAGGAGCUGCCGCUGGUGGAUAAGCAGAGUUUGGAGACAUGUCCCGCCCCUGGAGGGGAGAGGAUGCUCCUGGACGGACACAACUUCCAGCACGACUCCAAGGUGGUGUUCGUGGAAAAGGCUCAAGAUGGUCACCACCUCUGGGAGACGGAGGCCAAGGUCGAGAGAGAAGCUUCAAAGCCUAAUUCACUCAUCAUUGAAGUCCCUCCGUAUCGGAACCAAAGACUGUCAACUCCAGUCCACGUCAACUUCUACGUCUGCAACGGCAAGAGGAAAAGAAGCCAGUAUCAGCGCUUCACUUACGUCCCUGCAAGCGUUCCAACAAUAAAGACGGAGCCACAUGACGACUACGACGCCCCUCUCGUCUGCUCCCAGCACAACUCCGGCCUGUCUCUGCACCCAAAGCCAUACUUCCCCCCACAAGUCAUGACCCCCAUGAUGACCUCUGACCUCAGGCCAUGUGUAGUGGGCGGGGCCUUCCCUGCGAGCCAGCAGAGACUGGCAGCCAAGCCGGCCUCCCUUCCCUCCUCUUCCCCGAGCAGCAGCCCCAAACUGCACGACCUGUCCCCCCCACCCUUCUCCAAGUGCCUCCCGGCGGUUCAGCAUCCGGGUCAGCAGUCUCCGAUCCCCCACGUGUCCAUCAUUCAGGAGACCCCCGGACGUUUCCAGGCGCCUGGUCUCUACCCGCCCAGCAGCUCCUCCUCCUCCCCGGUGUCACAGCCCUCCACCCCCGGCACAGGCCCGGAGGCGCCCUUCUCUCCCACCCACUGCAUGACCCCCACCCCGCCGGUCAGCAGCAGCACCAGCCCGGUGGCCCAGCAGCACCCCAAGGUUCCAGAAAGAGGGCGCUCCUCCCUGCAGGAAGACGGCAGCCCCCCAGCACUGGCCGUCAGCAUCAAACAGGAACCGCAGGAGCUGGACCAGAUGUAUCUUGAUGACGUCAAUGAGAUCAUCAGGAACGACCUGUCAAGCAUCUCCGUCCACAGCCACGCAUAGUUUCCUGUCAUCACCAGAACUGUCACAGGAAACGCCGCCGCAAAUUUGACUCUGUGCUCUGCAUGCUCGGACUACAGCAUGCUGUGAACAACAACGACUAAAUCCAAGGAGAACAAAUGCAAAUGUAUAGCAGCGAUGACCAGGGUCCAAUGUGUGCCUUGUUUUUCUUAUAAAACGCCUUUAAACAGAAUUUAUCAGUGGAAUAAAUCACAUGACUGACUUUUUAAAACAUGUAAAUUAAGUAGGUAGCAAAACCAAACCUGCCAUAGUAAGCUUAUAGCGGACCAAGCAUUCUUUUAUAUGUGUCGUUUUUUGCUCCAGUUUGUAAAUGAUUCAGUGCCUAUGAGUUAUGUCAUUUGUAUAUACAGUAUGUGUAGUGCUUCGGUUUGCAUAUCUGGCUUUACACAGAGACAAGGUGAGAGAAGUGCCUUUGACUGGAAACAAAUAAGUUCAACCUCAGAAUUAAAAUGUUCGGUAAUGCUUUAUAUUAAGAUCCUUGAAAUAAGCGUUAGCUAAUAGAUGAUGAGGCCUUUAGGAGAAUAUUAACACUGUUAUGUGUUAAAAGUCACAUAUACAAUACUGUGCAAAAGUCUGACGAUUCAUUGAUUUGAAAUUGAAAUCGGAUUAUUUAAUUAGGACAAUGUUUAAAAAAAGGGGAAAUGGUCAAAUCGUAUUUAAUCUCUCGUGUCUCCAGGCACCUCCGGGCUAACGUAGGCUCCUCCUCCUAAAUGUACGAGUGGUUUCUGUCAAGGGACGAUUUGAGUCGCACAUACAUAGAAGCAUUUAUCUCUGUUUAUGGCAACCUCG